This is a messenger RNA of Hippopotamus amphibius kiboko, 2654 nucleotides long. RefSeq names its product solute carrier family 7 member 8 (gene SLC7A8). Bases 1653 to 2639 code for a protein of 328 amino acids. The record is from RefSeq and is a predicted model, not a curated record. Gene Ontology annotation, cellular component: membrane. Gene Ontology annotation, biological process: amino acid transmembrane transport; neutral amino acid transport. The transcript has 9 exons. Gene Ontology annotation, molecular function: L-amino acid transmembrane transporter activity; neutral L-amino acid transmembrane transporter activity. NCBI's taxonomy places the organism in Eukaryota, Metazoa, Chordata, Mammalia, Artiodactyla, Hippopotamidae.
AGAUGGGUGUACAAACAAAUAAUUACUAUAAAUGUGAUGACAAAAGUAUGUACCUCACAGAGAAAGGUGCUUCAAAGUUGGGAGAGGAGUGCUAGGGAAGGCUCCCAGAUUGAGCUAAGUCUGGAAAGGCAAGUAGGCAGUCUCCAGAUGGGACAUAGAAUAGAACAGCCAGGUAGAGGGAAGAGCGUAGGGGUCAAGAAGGAAAUGACUCGUUGGAAAAAAGAAAGUACUUUUGUGUGGGUGGAGCCUAGGAGGAGAUAAGGAGCCUAGAGAGGAGAUAAGGCAGAAGAGGUGAGCACUAGCCAGAUUUUUUUUUAAUUUUAUUUUUUUAAUUUUUAUUUUUGGCUGUAUUGGGUCUUUGUUGCUGCGUGCAGGCUUUCUCUAGUUAUGGCAAGCGGGGCUACUCUUUGUUGCAGUGCGUGGGCUUCUUAUUGUGGUGGCUUCUCUUGUUUCAGAGCAUGAGCUCUAGGCACAUGGGUUUCAGUAGUUGCAGCAUGCAGGCUCAAUAGUUGGGGUACACAGGCUUCGUUGCUCCUCGGCAUGUGGGAUCUUCCCGUACCAGGGCUCGAACCCGUGUCCCCUGCGUUAGCAGGCAGAUUCUUAACCACUGUGCCACCAGGGAAGUUCCACAAGCCAGAUCUUAAGGGAUCCUACAUAUCAUGCAAAGAAGAUCAGUCUUCAUCCAAGGAACCACUGAAGGAUUUUGUGCAGACGAGUCACAUGACUAGGUUCACAUUUGAGUGAAGAAAAGACCAUGACACUUGAAGCAGGGAGACGAGUCAGCCAGCUAAGCAUUUUUCCAGGCCAAAGAGGUGGUGGCCCAAAAUAAAAACAAAGUUACAAGGUGACAAAAACAAGAAAGAGAAGUAGAAUCAGCUAGCUGUGUCGACUGACUACUAAGAGGGAGAAAUCUAGUUUAUCUACAAAUCAAAAUUAAAUAUGUUUCAAAUGAAAUAUGUUUCUACUUAACUCUCUCCAGCAUUUGUGAUGAGCAAUUAACAAUGUGUACUCUAUUUCUGCCUUCCACCUCCUCUCCAAAUCCCCGAGAUGCUGAGUGGGUCUUUGGUUGGAAGUCUUCCUCAGGGUGGUUAACCCAGGAUGCUGCUCAAAAGUCUGCUCUAGAACAGAAGGGGACUGGGACCCUGGGGAAGCCUUUUAUAGAUGAGAAUCACAACACUUUGUUCAUUCAGCAAACAUUUAUCAGGUGCCGUGAUGUGCUGGAUGCUUUUCUUGGCCCUGAGAACUGGGGCGUGAAAUAGCUGGAAUUUUUCAAGCCUGGGUUAGAAAAGUAAUGAGUAGGGCUUAAAGGGGGCUCCCCCAGGUAGCGCAGCACACUGUGUUUUGUCUCUCCUGCUUUCCCUGUGUUUUCCAUUUUUCUCCUCUUCCCCACCCCAGCUCAGGAGCCAUGUUUAGCUGAUGCUGAAGAAUUACUCAGCUCUUGGAAAUUGCUGAGCUGGGUGUCCGGGCUUCUUGGCUGCAGCACUGGAUGGUGAUUAAGCAGAAACUUCAGGUCCGGCAACCGGCAGGGAGGGAUCAGGAUAAGAAGGAAGGUGCUCCUCACGUGGGUCAACUGCUCCAGUGUGCGCUGGGCCACCCGGGUUCAAGAUGUUUUCACAGCGGGGAAGCUUCUGGCCCUGGGCCUCAUCAUCAUCAUGGGAGCCGUACAGAUCUGCAAAGGACAGUACUUCUGGCUGGAGCCAAAGAACGCAUUUGAGAAUUUCCAAGAACCGGACAUCGGCCUCAUCGCGCUGGCUUUUCUUCAGGGCUCCUUUGCCUAUGGAGGCUGGAAUUUUCUAAAUUACGUGACUGAGGAGCUUGUCAAUCCCUACAAGAACCUUCCCAGAGCCAUCUUCAUCUCUAUCCCACUGGUCACAUUUGUGUAUGUCUUUGCAAAUGUCGCUUAUGUCACUGCAAUGUCCCCCCAGGAGCUGCUGGCAUCAAAUGCAGUCGCUGUGACUUUUGGGGAGAAGCUCCUAGGGGUCACGGCCUGGAUCAUGCCCAUUUCCGUCGCCUUGUCCACAUUCGGAGGCGUCAACGGGUCCCUCUUCACCUCCUCCCGGCUGUUCUUUGCUGGAGCCAGGGAGGGCCACCUUCCCAGUGUGUUGGCCAUGAUCCAUGUGAAGCGCUGCACCCCAGUCCCAGCCUUGCUUUUUACAUGCAUCUCCACCCUGCUGAUGCUUGUCACCAGUGACAUGUACACACUCAUCAACUAUGUGGGCUUCAUCAACUACCUCUUCUACGGCGUCACAAUUGCUGGACAGAUCGUUCUUCGCUGGAAGAAGCCUGACAUCCCCCGCCCCAUCAAGGUCAACCUGCUGUUCCCCAUCAUCUACUUGCUGUUCUGGGCCUUGCUGCUGGUCUUCAGCCUGUGGUCGGAGCCCGUGGUGUGUGGCAUCGGCCUGGCCAUCAUGCUGACCGGGGUGCCUGUCUAUUUCCUGGGCGUUUACUGGCAACACAAGCCUAGGUGUUUCAAUAAGUUCAUUGAGCUGCUGACCCUGGUGAGCCAGAAGAUGUGCGUGGUUGUGUACCCCAAGGUGGAGGAGGGCUCGGGGACAGAGGAGACGGAUGAGGCCACUGAGCAGCAGCAGCCCAUCUGCCAGCCCACGGCCUCCAAGGACAGGGAUGCGGUGGAGCCCUGAGGACCACCCUCCCUU